Vitrella brassicaformis is the source of this 1065-nucleotide messenger RNA. The record is from the annotation of a GenBank genome assembly. NCBI's taxonomy places the organism in Eukaryota, Vitrellaceae.
CCCCACGGUUGCGAUCUCUCGCCCCCAACGGAUUGUCGAAGCGAAUGGAGUCGCACCCUCCGCAGGAAGCGCCAGCUCCCCGCCGGCUGCACAUAAGUAACCCCUGUCCAGAGCCGGAGGACCACAAAGGGGCAUCCACUCUUGCUGGCUCAACAGGCCUGGCGACGGCCACACCAAACAGAGGCAGGUCCUUUCGGUUAGACAUCAGGAGGCGUGGCGCCCCAAAGCAGUCGCUGGUGGACAGCGAGAGGACAGACUUGAGCAGAGACAAUUUCUUCCGGUACAAGAGAAGACGCUGGAAGUGGCUCGGCCUGUUCUGCCAUCUCUGUGUGCCCUUCAUCGUGCUUCUGGGUGAGCGGUGCCUUGUGUGAACAAAGCCUGUCAUGCUUGCCUUAUGGACACAUCUGGCCCGUUCAGCUGAUAUGCUGGCCUUAUGGGUGCACGACUUAAUCCACAAGACCAUCAUCACCGAGUCGAUUGAAAUGGGCACGACAUUCACCACAGAGAGAGGUAAGUCGAGCGAGCAAUGUGCGUAUACUGCUCUCUUGUACCCUUGUACGUGUAGUGGUGGAGAAGGUGGAAUUUUUCUUCGACGACCAUCGAUUCCUCACCAAGCUCAUCGAAGAGACGCGCCUGAUUUCCUUCUGGCACGGUUGGUUCCAUCACACACGUCUACUGAGGCUUGGGAGCCCUGGCACUUUGUGCCGUAUUUUGCCGCUUGCAGAGGCUCAGUACCAGGCGGCUCCACUAAUAGUGUCAGAAUUCCUUGAAAACGUCACCGAAUUCGCUUAUGACGUCAAGAAUGUGAGAUCGAUGUUGGGCGUUGAGCGAGGGAGGGAGGGCCUCAUGCACUCCCUCCCAUUCGGCUGUACAUUACAUUUGCAGCUAAAAGCUGAGUCGGAAUACUUCUCCAUUCACAUGGACGGCAACAUGUCCUGGUCGAUGGCGCGGGUCAAUGCGACGGAGAUGCAAAUACGCACACAGUAAGCAGCUGAGACGUGACAGUCGCGUGGCGACCAAAGUCGUUGUCCUUUUCCUCUUUCAGGGUCCCUGUGAACACUUCUC